GGUCGCGUCGCCCACCAGAGAAACCCUAAUCCUCCUCCCCUCCCCUCGAAGCCGCCAUCGCCAUGGCGGCCCCCUUCCGCCCGUCCCCACCCGCCCCGGGCGGCUGCGGCGGCGACCGCUGCGCCUCCGGCCGCGACGCCUGGCCGCUCCACCACUUCCUCCACGAGGGCGUCUUCUGCCGCCUCUGCUCCUCCUGCGUCCUCCUCUACCGCCCCUCCGCCUUCUGCUCCGCCUGCCUCCACCUCCUCUCCACCUCCGACGCCGCCGCCACCGCGCCCGCCGGCGACCCCGCCGUCUCCCCGCCCGGGCCCACCGCCCCGUGCUCCGUCUGCGGCCUCUCCGUCGCGCACCUCUCGUGCGUCGCGGGGGACCCCGCGUCCUUCGUCUGUCCGCCCUGCGCCGCCGCCGCCGAGAACAGGCCCUUCUCCUUCACACCCGCGCCCCCCGCCGGGGGCGGGGGCCGCCGCACGCUGGACGAGCGCGACGCGCGGGUCCUCCUAGUCGCGGCGCGCCUCGCGCACGACUCCGUCAGCCGCGCCGCGGCCGCCGCCCGCGAGUUGGCCGAGCGCCGCGUCGCGGAGGCCGCAGCGGCCCGGAAGCGCUCCCGCGAGAUGCUCGACGCCGCGUUCCGCGCGCUGGAGGCGGAGACAAGGGAGGCCAAGAUGAGGCCCGCCCCGGCCGCCCAGCUGCCCAAGAAGAAGGCCCCGAAGAGCGCCGAGGCGAACAGAGACAAGGACAGGUUGCUCAAGCUCAACGCCAUGCAGCAGCCCGCGCUAGCGUUCGCCGCGGCAGCUGCCGCCGCAGCAGCGGUGAGCUCGAUGCCAUUGGCCACCGUACCACCGCCCAGGGAGGACAAGAAGCCAGUGAAACAAGAGGCGCAAGGUUCUGCACCGCCGCCACCGCCAAGAGAGGAUCGCCCCGCACUAUUUGGGGCCUUGCAAUCGUGAGAUUGAGGGCACUGUAAUCCAUUCCUCUUCUUCCGAUCCAUUUCGUCUCUGUGCAGCUAAGCAAUCUGAGGAGAAACUGAAAUCUCAGGGUUAGUCAUCUUGAAGAGUGCUAGAAUCCUCAUUUCAGGGUCUUCUCACCGUAAAUUCUUUUCUUGUCUUGACAUGCUAGAUGAGUCUUUUUGCGGCUGGUCUGCAUCCAGUAUUCUGAUUUGUUUGGUGAAUGAAUGUCGCGCUGAAACCCAACCAGAUGUUCAGUUUCUAAAUUUUUGUCGUUAAUGCCUUUGAUUCGUCAUUGAUGGAGCUAGAUUGAGAUGACAUGAGUGAUAUGUACUAAUUAGACAGAUAGUGGGUUUUAGAAUGGUGAGCAGAUUCUUGCACUUCCACUUCUGUCGCUGGGCUUCAUUGUAGAUGGACCGAGCGAUUGCUUAGUUGGUAGAGGGUGUCACAAUCGCCCUGCCCACCCAGUGUUAAGUGGACACCAAAAGUGCUGGAAUUGACUGAAAAUAAAAGUGUUUGAUGUAUUUGGGAAAUGCAAGUGUAUUUUUGUAGACCUCCCAACUUUCAGUACGUACACCACUUGCGAGCUGUCAUGUAUUACUUCUUUCUAA
This is a messenger RNA of Panicum hallii, 1555 nucleotides long. Its product is annotated as angiomotin-like. The record is from RefSeq and is a predicted model, not a curated record. Lineage: Eukaryota; Viridiplantae; Streptophyta; Magnoliopsida; Poales; Poaceae. Bases 63 to 947 code for a protein of 294 amino acids. The transcript has 2 exons.